AUGGCGACAUCUUGGUCUUAAAAAGCGGCUACGUUUCUACUCAGUUUGCGUCUCUAUCAGACACAUGUAACCACAGGUAUGGUAGGUGGCUCCCAGAUUCUACUGUGAGCAACAAUUAGCAGCAGCAGGAGACGUCUCCAAUGCCACCACUAAUCAUUGCUUUCCGAGGACCGCUGCCACCGGAGAUGGAUCAGCUCCCUGUUACUACUCCGUGUUGCAGUAGUACCUGCAAGUUGCCACUGUGCCAUCUGAUAAUGAUGUCAGACAUAUAGAAGCUCCAGUACUCGUUUGAGUUCCUAUCUUGGCAGAAGAAGGAUUUUGCAGUAAGGUAGAAGCUGUAGCUGGCGAAGACGACUGCACGAACUUCCUUUUCAUCCCAUUCUCUGUGAUAAGGAAGCUAAUGUCAGUGAUGCGUGAGCUCCUGUUGCGGAAUGUGGUAUGAAGUAUGAUGCUCAACAUGCACAGCAAAAGAACGAGGUUAGGAAAGAGAGGAAGGGGGGGGGGUGGAGUGGAGGGGUCUGUCUUAACCACUGCCUUGUCUGCUAAAUCUCACUAAUCUCUUCCGUGUGACUAAAGCACGGGAGAAGUGAAGAGAAGGAGCAUAGGGACCAUACGCGAGUCAGAGGCUAAACUCUGCAGGCGAAGUAAUAGCAGACGGUGGCGUUGCAGUCGAAGAGCUGUUCUCGUCGUCGGAAAUGGAGUCAGUCGGUGGCAGGGAGCUGCAACCUUGAAGAACUACAAGUGAGGGGAAGAAAGCUCUUGCUAUAAGAGGAGAAGCGGAGGAGGAGGGGAAGUACUCCAAUCAAUUGAUUUAAGCAUGGACGCCUACGAGGCGACGAGGAUAGUGUUCUCCAGGAUCCAGAACCUGGACCCGGAGCACGCCGCCAAGAUCAUGGGGUUGCUCCUGCUGCAGGAGCACGGCGAGAAGGAGAUGAUUCGCUUGGCCUUCGGCCCCGAGUCACUCCUGCGCUCCCUCGUCUUGAAAGCUUGGAAGGAACUCGGCCUCGUCCCGGACCCGAGCUCCUCUGCCCCCUGCACGCCAUUCGGCGGCGGCAGUUCGGCUUCCCCCUUCCUCCGCCGCCAGAACUCCGCCUCCCGCCUUCCCGCAAGGGGGCUCCCGUCGCCGCUCGCUGUCUCCUCCCCGUCCUCAUGGCGCUCCGACAGCAGUAGCGGCUGCAACGGUCUGAAUGGGUCGUCGGACGAAUUCCAGAACUCGGACGAGCUCAUGAGCCCCGGUAAUCUCAGAGCGUCACCCUUCUAUGGCGUCGGUGGCGACGGUGGGGACCUAAUUGAUGAGUUUCAUCGCUCGGACCAGCUUUCCUUCCUCAGCGACGCCGCCGCCGCCUCUGAUUACAGCUACCCCCUUUCUUUCGCCUCGAAGCACGUAGGCGACGUGUUUCAACCGGACCUCGAGUGUCGGAGCCCCAGCAGCAACGGCGAUUGUACGCUCUUCCCUUACGGGGUGGGCUCGGGAGUCGACGGCUACUACCACCGUCGGAGCUGCUCCGCCGCGGACCUCGGCCUCGGUGAUCCCGCUGCCGGGUUCGGAUGGAGGCCGUGCCUCUACUUUGCUAGGGGCUACUGCAAGAAUGGUACUGCGUGCCGGUUCCUCCAUGGGCUCCCAGAGGAAGCUGUGGUCGCGCCAUCCGUGGUCGGCGGCACCAAGAUGGAUGCGGUGUUGGAGCAGCAGUGCCAGGAGCUGCUACUAAGGUCUAAGAGCCAGAGGAUCGAUGGCGUUUCACAGCUCAUGGCCUCUGCGUUUCCAUACUCCCAGACGGGCUCAGUGCCACCAUCUCCGUCGUUGUCCUCCAGCAAUUCCCUGAGCUUCUUGCUUCAGCAGCAGCAGCAAAAUGAGAGCCAAAGGGCUACAGCUGUGGCGGCGGCAGCAGCACUGAUGCUGGGGGGGGAUGAUACCCACAAGUUUGUCUGCAGAUCAAGAUUCGAAAGAAACGAUUUGAUGGCAAAUCCUGGUUCGAGGCAGAUCUACUUGACCUUCCCAGCUGACAGCAUCUUCAGCGAGGAGGAUGUCUCUAACUACUUUAGCAUCUAUGGGCCUGUGCACGACGUGAGGAUCCCUUACCAGCAGAAGAGGAUGUUUGGCUUCGUGACCUUCGUCUACCCGGAGACUGUGAAGAUGAUCUUGGCUAAGGGCAACCCGCACUUCGUAUGUGAUUCCCGAGUUCUUGUCAAACCCUACAAGGAGAAGGGAAAAGUCCCCGACAAGUACAGGAAACAGCAGCAGCAUGCUGAGAGAGGAGGUGAUUUCUCUAUGUGCAUGUCUCCCACAGCCCUGGACGCUACCGAAGCCUAUGACCUUCAACAGCUUGGAGCAAGGAGGUUGUACAACGGCAGCAGUCAGGAACUACUGCUGAGAAGGAAGCUAAUGGAGCAGCAGCAACAAGCAGCAGAACUGCAGCGAGCCAUUGAGCUGCAAGGGAGUCGAUUUAUGAAUCUCCAGCUCAAUCUCAACAAAAGAGGCCUCUCCAACUCCCCCGCUAUCGCAGUCACUCAAUCACUUAGUGAUGUUGAUAGGAGCAGUAAUACUAGCAGUAGUAGCAGCAGUAGCCAUGAAGGAUCACCAACAGAGGAAAAGAGCCUCAGUGCCGUGUUACCAGAAGAGAAGCCCAACAGUUCCGAUGGGUUACUCCAGCAGAAGGCAGAUAAGGAGGAAUCUGCCGGUGAGCCGAACCCCAAAGAAGACAGUGAUUUCCAACCAAGCAUUGAGCAUAACCUGCCUGAUAGCCCAUUUGCUUCCCCAACAAAAUCCUCAUCCAUGCUCGACUCUUUCACUGCCAGUGAAGACGUGGCUACUUCAUACAUUGUGAACAACAGCAGCACCAAGGACUACUUAAUUGCCUCCACAUUGCUGCCCACCACUUUGUCAUUAGACAUGCCUUCCUUCAGCUCAUGCUUCUUCCAGAUGCCAAGCAGGUUCUCUGGUCAAGGAGAAAUUGGAAUGUAGACGUGAAGAAUCCCAGUGGAGUGAUCGAGGCCUCCCCUUAAAGGUAUCUCCUAGUAAAGCAAAAGGAUAGUGGAACAUAAGAAAAGAGAAGCUGCAGAAUGGUUCAAGGUUUAUGGUUCCCCCCUUUUUUUUCUAUUUUUUUCCUUAUAGUUUCUAAGUGUAAGCAUUAUAGGAAGGUCUUCCAGUGUCACCUCACAUUCCCUUAUCUACAGAAAAUUAGAGAAUUAUGACAAGGAAUAGCUGCCAUCUAUGAGCAAUCAAUCAGCCAAUACACCAGCCAUACAUCCCUACCUCUAAUAUUGCUAUUGCCACCAACUAAUACUAUCUAUAGCUACCCAUCACAACCCACCAAGAUAUAUAAUAAUCUACUACACAGAAUACAGACGACAAAGAACAUGACAUAAAGCCAGACUGAUUACUGUGACGGAAUAGGUCAGCAGGAAAAGAAAUAGCAGCAGAGAUGAUGGACUACUUCCAAGUCAGGGUGUAUGGGGAGCAAAAGAGAAGAGUUGGAAGUUGUACAUGCCUGCAAGCGUUCGUGUUCCUCCUUGAUGGUAGUCUCUCUCUUGUACACUAUCAAAUGGCUUUUACUUUACCUUUUACUUUUAUUUGAUGAUCCAGUGUAGGUGACAUCAAUAUAGUAGACAAAGGAUUUAUUAAAAAGAUGUUCUAGUUUUGCUGAAGUGUUUUGCAUGUAUGUAAUGAAAAGACUAGAGCCUAGUAGGAUGUGAGAAAAAGAAUAUGUUGGGCUUUCUCAUUGAA
Molecule: messenger RNA, 3724 nt
Organism: Musa acuminata subsp. malaccensis (wild Malaysian banana)
Lineage: Eukaryota; Viridiplantae; Streptophyta; Magnoliopsida; Zingiberales; Musaceae
Product: zinc finger CCCH domain-containing protein 53
Molecular function (GO): metal ion binding; RNA binding
Source: RefSeq, a predicted model, not a curated record